Messenger RNA from Rhododendron vialii, 3839 nucleotides. Its product is annotated as golgin candidate 5. The transcript is spliced from 21 exons. The record is from RefSeq and is a predicted model, not a curated record. Lineage: Eukaryota; Viridiplantae; Streptophyta; Magnoliopsida; Ericales; Ericaceae. Bases 379 to 3333 code for a protein of 984 amino acids.
AACUUCACCAAAUUGUGAAAGGGCCCUUGUGAAAACGACCCAGAUCUCUUCAACAAACGGCACCGUCUCUGAUCUCUGUCCAGACUGUCCUCCCGCAAUUCGAUUUCAAUCGGUGCAGUCAUCUUCUACAUUAGUGCAUAGUACCAAAUCAGAUCGACUCCCCCAUUCAAUUCCAGACCAAAAAGGCCAGAUCUCUUCUAAACGCCUUCCUACAUUCCACCUUGCUCGCUCUCUCUCUCUCUCUCUCUGCGAUUUGAUUUGCAAAUACCGAGGCACUCUGCCGUACUUCAGUCCGAUCCUCACAAGGUUUCGUGAUGCUUUUGAUCUGGGAAGUAGGAGCCGUGAAUUGAGUUGUUCUGAAUUGGGUUUUUUUGAGAGAUGGCCUGGUUUAGCGGGAAAGUCUCCUUAGGGAACUUUCCUGAUCUGGCUGGUGCUGUGAAUAAACUCAGUGAGAGCGUCAAGAACAUUGAGAAGAAUUUUGAUACCGCUCUCGGUUUUGAGGAGAAGUCCGAAUCCAGCACCAGUGAAGCCUCAGGAUUAUGGCCGUCAACCACAGACACGAAAACACUAUUUGAACCUGUCAUGGCCUUUAUGGGGCAGAAAGGUGGUGAAAUUGCACUAGAAUCAACUGAGAAAUCCGAAUCAAUGAAGCUACCAUCGUCUGUUGAGGACAAAAAGGUGGCUGAGACAAAUACUGCCACUGAACAACCCAGGCCUGAUGAUGAAGGGAAUGAAGAAAGUUCUCUUGUGCUUAUGGAUGCCGCGGAAGAAACAAGUGUUGCAAUUCCAGAGGAAACAAAUGCUGUUACGGCGGACCUUACUAAAUCUGAACCUGCAGACCCUGAAACAUCUGAAUCUGCAGACCAUGGAAAAUCUGAAUCUGAUUCAUCACCACCCAUACCUGUUGAGGUAUCUGAGUCCAAUAUUGAACAUGUUGAAGACCCAGAUUCCUUAAACGAUCUCAACCAGAAGGAUACCUCAGGAAUGGGGCCCUCUAAACAUUCGGAGACGAUGGAAGCAAAUCCAGGAACCGAUGAAGCAGAUCAAGUUGGGGUUAUUGCCUUUGUCUCACCUGAAUCAGAUGACCUUAUGAAUAUGCAUGAGACCAUUAGUGAACAGAAGGCACAAGAAGAAGAGAAUGUAGAGAACCUCUCUCCUGUUCAAGCUGAAGAUGCCUCGAGGAGUAGUCAGGAUGGGAUUGGGCUAGAGCACUCUGGUUUCAUUUCUGCUACUAAAGAGACUGAAAGUCCCAAGGAACAUUUUACGGAUAACUUGCCUGCUACGCAACCUCCAGAUGAAGCUGCAGAGAUAGUUUCUGAAUCUGUUUCUCAUGAAAAGGAUACAAAUGUUAGAGCAGUUGACCUGAUUCAGCAUGCCGUUGGUAAUGAACCCAACAUUGAAGAGCAACGUGUGAGUUCAGGAAGCAGCACAUCUGACAUUUCAAUUUCUGUAGUUGAGCUGGAGAAGUUGAGGAGGGAAAUGAAAAUGAUGGAAACGGCACUACAGGGAGCAGCUAGACAAUCUCAGGCAAAAGCAGAUGAAAUUGCAAAGUUCAUGAAUGAGAAUGAGCACCUAAAGGCUGUAAUUGAGGAUUUGAAGAGAAAAUCCAAUGAGGCAGAAAUUGAGUUGAUGCGGGAGGAGUACCAUCAGAGGGUUGCAACUCUUGAGAGGAAGGUUUAUGCUCUUACUAGGGAAAGGGAUACACUCCGCAGAGAGCAGAGUAAAAAGAGUGAUGCUGCUGCUCUUUUGAAGGAGAAAGAUGAGAUAAUCAACCAAGUUAUGGCUGAAGGUGAAGAGCUCUCAAAGAAGCAAGCUGCUCAAGAAUCUACGAUGAGGAAAUUGAGGGCGCAGAUUAGAGAGCUUGAAGAGGAGAAGAAAGGACUUACUACAAAGCUACAGGUAGAGGAGAAUAAAGUAGACAGUAUAAAGAAGGAUAAGGCAGCAACUGAGAAAUUGCUCCAAGAAACAAUAGAAAAACACCAGGCAGAACUUGCAGCUCAAAAAGAAUUCUAUACAAAUGCAUUGAAUGCAGCCAAGGAAGCUGAAGCGUUAGCAGAGGCACGGGCCAAUAAUGAAGCUAGAACUGAACUGGAUAAUCGUCUAAGACAGGCUGAAGAGCGCGAGGCUAUGCUAGUCCAGACACUGGAAGAAUUAAGGACAACUUUAAGUAGAAAGGAGCAGCAGGCUGUAUUUAGAGAAGAUAUGCUACGCAGAGACAUUGAGGAUCUUCAGAAACGGUAUCAAGCUAGUGAGCGUCGGUGUGAGGAGUUGAUAACACAAGUUCCUGAAUCUACUAGGCCUCUUUUAAGGCAGAUUGAAGCCAUGCAGGAGACAACAGCAAGAAGAGCGGAAGCUUGGGCUGCUGUUGAGAGAUCCCUAACUUCGCGGCUACAGGAAGCGGAGGGCAAAGCUGCAGCUGCGGAAGAAAGAGAGCGGUCUGUUAAUGAACGGCUAUCUCAAACUUUGUCUCGAAUAAAUGUUCUUGAAGCUCAGAUUUCAUGUCUUAGAGCUGAGCAGACUCAGCUUAGUCGGUCCCUUGAAAAGGAAAGACAGAGAGCAGCAGAAAACAGGCAGGAGUAUCUUGCAGCAAAGGAGGAAGCUGAUACUCAUGAAGGCCGUGUCUCCCAGCUUGAUGAAGAAAUUAGGGAGCUCAGGAAGAAACAUAAGCAGGAGUUACAUGAAGCUCUAACACACCAGGAACUUUUACAGCAGGAGAUUGGUAGGGAGAAAGCUGCUCGGUUGGAACUAGAAAGGGCUGCUCGCCUUCAGUCUUCCGCUGUUCCUGAGCGAAGUCCAAUAACAAAGCAAAGAUCGGGAAUUGAAAAUGGAAGUUUGCCACGAAAACUUUCAAGUGCUAGCAGUGUAGGCAGCAUGGAAGAGAGUUUCUUUCUACAAGCAUCUUUAGACUCAUCUGACAGUUUUUCUGAACGGAGAAAUCCUGGAGAACCGACCAUGAGCCCAUACUUCAUGAAGAGCAUGACGCCAAGUUCUUUUGAAGCUGCCCUUCGUCAAAAGGAGGGCGAACUUGCAUCUUAUAUGUCUCGAUUGGCCUCUCUGGAAUCCAUUCGUGACUCUCUUGCUGAGGAGUUGGUUAAAAUGACUGAACAGUGUGAGAAAUUAAGGGCCGAGGCUUCUGUGCUUCCUGGCAUCCGGGCUGAGUUAGAAGCAUUGAGGAGGAGGCACUCUGCCGCACUUGAGCUGAUGGGUGAACGUGAUGAGGAGCUGGAAGAGCUUCGUGCUGAUAUUGUGGACUUGAAGGAGAUGUAUAGAGAACAAGUCAACUUGCUCGUGAAUAAGAUCCAGGGACUGAAUUCGUCUGUGGGUGCCACAUGAAGUACUCAUGAUGACUUCAUCCAUCUGAUAAUCAAAUGAAUGGAGGUGGUAAACAUUUGGGCAACUAAAGUGUGAUUACAUAGUGCUUUGCAUCUGCUCCAGGUCCAGUCUGAAUCUGGGCAUCAAUUUUUUGAAGAAGUGAAAUGCUAUUUCUGAAGUAACGGAGAGACAUAUACAUCAGUUGCUCGCAUCCAAAUGCUGUAUAUUCGAUGAGCCCUUUUCCAUUUCCAUACGCGAUUUUUUGUGUGUUGAUGAGCUAUGUAUCUUCAUGUAAUCCUAUAACCGGCAAAUUACUCCAGAGCAAGCUCAUCUAGUGACAAUAAAAGCAUGUAAUUAUUGAAAGCUCAGAUACCAUUCGUGUCUUCUUGUGGUCCAUUUAUUCAUUAUCAGCCCUGUAUUAUGUGGAGACUAUCAAAUGCUCAAUUCGUGGUGGCCCAGUUGUACAAGUGAAUUUUGUCGGUGAGGGUUGUUUCAUUGAAUUUUUGUCUAUUUUUGCCCCAACAGAA